Messenger RNA from Neolamprologus brichardi, 1919 nucleotides. It is a transcript of the gene cenatac, whose product is annotated as centrosomal AT-AC splicing factor. Lineage: Eukaryota; Metazoa; Chordata; Actinopteri; Cichliformes; Cichlidae. The record is from RefSeq and is a predicted model, not a curated record.
GCUAACUUACGCUAAGCUAUGAGGGGUAGUUGCUGUGGUGAAGGGGGAUACGAGAUAAACAAAGAUAAAACUGUUACGUUUGGUUUUAGGCCGGAUCUGGUUUCAUCUCGGUUUCGGUAUAUGUUUGGUAACUUCCACAGAAUCUAAAUGGGUGCACACUACUGUGCCAUUUGUAGACAAACAACAUUCAACGGGAAGGGACACAUUUUCGGAAAAACUCAUCAAAGUCGACUCAGAGUGGUUCUCCUUAAAUUCACAGAAAAGGUGAAGGAAGCUCGCCGAACACUUAAGAAACCCCAAGUAGAAAAGUUUGAUUGCACCCAGCACAAGCAGACAUUCUGGUGCUACUGCUGUGGGUGUGAAAUUGAGAAAAACGUUACAGAUGGCAACAUGACUGUCCUUUAUGGAGGCCUGUUAGAACACAUGGCCACCCCAGAACACAGGAAGAAUACACACAAGUUCUGGUGGGACAAUAAAGCUGACCCGAAGUUUAGAGACAAAGUCAUCGUCACAGAAGAGGAAACGGAAAGGUUUAAAGUUGAGGUGGCAAAGGCAUUGGAAUCAUUUGUGGAAAAGGAGGAUGAAUACAUUAAACAGCAUGCUGAGCAUAUACGAGCCCAGGAAAAGCAUCGCCAGGAGGUCUUACAGUCGCUUUUAGAGCGUGAUGCAGAGCCUGAGUUGUUAAACGGACCCAACGGCACAGACUCAUCUGUAGAGAACUCUGUCAGCUCACAGUUUAUGUGUCAAGGAUCAGACCAGCAGGCGGGGAGCAGCUUUGUCGACUCGAUGGGUGAAAUGCCGUGGACUCCAGCAGGACACGGCCUGACAUUCAUAGGUUAUCAGGAUUCAUCGAACAGUGGAAACGUUCAUACAGGUGCUGUCCCUCCUUGGCUCCAAGAUGAUCCUGUAGAAGGGACCUCCAGAACUGCUGCAGAGCCAGAGAUUGGCCCAUCACUCCACGAGUUCCUCAAACAUAAGGAGCAAGAGAAGCUGAGGAAGCUUCCUCCAAACAGAGUGGGGGCCAACUUCGAUCACAGCUCACAUACAGACGCCAACUGGCUUCCUUCCUUUGGUAGAGUGUGGAACAGCGGUCGACGCUGGCAGUCCAGGCACCAGUUCAGGCAAGAGGAAGGGCAGAAGCACAGACAGAAGAGGAGGAGGGAACAUGGCACAGAAGGGUCAAAGAAGAUAAAAACAACUGAUCAGCUGAACACUUAAAAUUUAGCAUGGCGUGUGAGAAUAGAGAAGUGAUAGUGAUGUAUAUAGUGUGUGACUUGUUAUUUAUGGUUAUAAUGAGUGUUUAAGGAGCUGGACUGGAAAUGUUUAGGUUGAUAAGACACCUGUACAUGCAUGGCAGUACAUGUAAUUGUAUUCAAACAUCUUUUCAAAAACCCAAAUUUCAAGUAUGGCUGUAAAGACAUUAAUUUUGUAUUAUAAGUAUUGGCUAUUCUUUAUUAAAGAAAAGUAAGCUCUGUUUUUUUUUAAAAAAAAUAAAAAAAAAUAAUCUGCAUGUUGCACUUAUAGUAUAGGUCAGGACAUUCAAACCAACUGGUGCUUAUUUAAUCAACUGUAAAGACUUUUAUCAAGUCCUGGUUUCUGAUCAGCAGUUUGCUUAUGCUUAGAUCUGAGGGCAAUACGACUGUUACAGCAAGUAAACAGAAGGGGGCGCAAGGAGCUAAACUAAAAAGCACCUUUGUGUGCCAAGAUGAAGCUAACACAGGCAUGGUGCAGUUUGUCAUUUUUAAUGAUAAGGUUCUUUUCUGUCUUUAUGUGACAGGAAAACGUAUGUGAUUGAAUACUACUGUGCUUUUUGAAGCAAUGCAACCGUGAAAAAUAAUACACAUAAUAAUAACAGCCGUUUUUACCAAAUAAUAAGGUUUCAUUUCCUUUUUCAGAGAAUGAAUUACUGGAAAAUGUUU